AUGGCAGCAGCUGACAUCUCGGGUCAGAAUCGCAAGAAGAGGGAUGUGGGAAACGAUUCUCGAGGCGAGGCGGUGGUUGCUGCCGCCCCCAGCGCCAAAAAAGCGAAGCGCUCUGGGCCAGAGUCUUCUCGAAAGCAGAAGAGAAGAACCAUCCCAAAGAUUCAACUAGAUGAGUCACGCGAAAGGGCCGAAAUGGCUUCAGCUGAACGAGACUGUCUGCGAUUUGAGAAUCAGCUUUUGAAUGAGAGCCAGUCAGCCAAGGGUGAGGCAUUGUUGGGCCUCUCACAUUCAUUCACGAAAAUGCAUUCCUGCAUCGAGACAGUGCGGGAUCGCCUCAGCAAGCUGUACCCGCCGUACUUUCAACAUUUCACCGGUGAAUGGAAUCCGGGAUCACCAAGAGCUGGAACGGAGCUGUGUUCAUCGUAUCUCAGCUACAUCAACAAGCACACAGAGAAGUACCGGGAAGAACUUGCAGCUGCGAAGAGGCGUUCCUCAAUCUUCAACCUCCACUCAGAAGAAGCGAAGUGGGAGCACGACUUGAGAUGGGUUCCGAAGGUAUGUUCUGCAUAUGAGUUCCAUCGGGAGUGCGCAGACAGGCAAUCUGCAGAAGUGGACAAGCAGAUCUCUUCGCUGGCCCCAAAUGAUUUAUUGAUUUGGGUCGAUUGGAAAGCCAAUUGGACACUACCCCUCAGACAUGUCCCAACAGGAGAUGCUUACUGGGCACAGAGCCGGAGAGAAGUCAUUUGCCUCGGCAUUGUGUGCUACAAAGGUCAAGUUGCUGGCCCUGCGCUCAAAACUGGCAUUGUGUUCCUCUCCGACAUCAUUGACCAUACUUGCUUAGCUGCUUGUGCGCAGCUUCUUGAGGUGAAGAAAAGGCUUGGGUCACUGGCGGGUUGCAAGACUAUCUCGUUCUGGUUCGAUUGUGGACCUCAUUACCGGUGCGUUGACCUGUUGAGUUAUCUGGGCACGGAGUGGGCCAAGCCUGAGAACCGGGACGAUUUGCAUGUGACUUGCAAUACUUUGGGGAAAAAAAAUGGCAAGGGUCAAUGCGACUCGUUGUUCAUUUGUUCUACAUGGGUUCGCAAAGCUCUCAUGGUGCCGGAUGCAUCACUGGAAUCUUCAGACGGCCUCCUUCGACAAACUGGUGCAGAACAAGAUAUGGUCAAUGACCCGCCCAGCCAAGGUGGCAUGCGCUAUCUGAUCUUGAAAUGGGAUCAGGAUCGCAGGCUGACUCGAGAAAUUGCUCCUUCAGACGCUAUGUGGCGCCGCGGCUACUACAUGUCGACGCGAUGGAAAAGAAGUUUCCCAGAAGACGGUGGCAGAGAUACGCUGAUCGAGCAAGAGUCUCAUCUGUCAUCAUACGAACCUGCGAUGGCAGCAGCGCAGAAAAUGUCCAACCUCGAGCGGAAGAUCGCCCGCUAUGAGGCAAAUUUGGCCCGUCAAGGCGAAGCGGUACCGCCAAAGGAAAGUGGUCCGCAGCUCUGUUCCAACUCAGAGGCCAUCGCCCACCUCGCCACCGACAGAGGCCAGCAAGGUGCCGGUUCCCGUGCGAUCAGGCGCGAGCUGUGGGGAGGGCAAGGUGCCUACAGCCACGGUCACAAGAACGACAAGAACGGGGCCCACGGUGACGUCAGGACCUACGUUGGAGGUGCCACCUUUGGAACCUAUUCCAUAUGGAUCAUCAGUCGCUGCGGGCUCCUCGGGCUUGAUGAGCUCUGCGAUACCUUCGCCCUCAGAGUGCCAACAGAGAUGCCCACCAGUCCGCUGGCACCAGAAGAUCCUACUGAGGCUGUUACUCUCGACACUCGCACCUUGGGAACCAAUGUGCCGACGAUUUCAGGAGGUGAACGCACUCAGGAAGCGACCGAAGUUCCCUUGCCACGGAGGUCGUCAGGCCCAGUGUCCUCCUCCGCUCUGGCCUCCUCAGCCUUGGCGAUGACGCCUUCGGAGAUGCCGGUUCCCACUGAGCUGCCCACGAGUCCUAUCGAAGAGCCACUAGGGGAUGCUGUGGGCGAGCCAAUGCACUUGCCAGGUUAUGAUCCAACGGUGGAGGUGACCACCGACGAGCCUCCUCUGUUGGUGCCAGGUCUCCAAUCCUCCGCCUUUCUGGGUCCCGACUCCUCUGCGCCCCCGGAAUCGCCUUCGGAGAUGCCGGUGCCAACAGAGAUGCCAACCAGUCCCGUGUCGGACUUGGGAGACGACACAGCCGGGAGUCCUGAGUUGCCAUCGUUGCGACGGUGA
Cladocopium goreaui is the source of this 2241-nucleotide messenger RNA. The record is from the annotation of a GenBank genome assembly. NCBI's taxonomy places the organism in Eukaryota, Dinophyceae, Suessiales, Symbiodiniaceae.